CUGUCAAACCGCGGUUGUUGUCAAACAGGGGCCAAAACAAACCAAAAACAGCAAACAUUCUCGGGGGAAGCCGAUCGCACUUGCAUUUAACGAAAAACUCCCCUUCCAAUGGCCGGUGAAGUGUUGGUUGAUGCUUUGCCGUACAUCGAUCUUGGCUACGAUGAUCCUGGCGUGCGGGAAGCGGCCAUCGCCAUGGUGGAGGAAGAGUGUCGCCGCUAUCGGCCGACGAAAAACUAUCUCGAGCAUCUGCCCGCCCUCAACACGACCGCGUUCGAAACGGAACUAAUGGCGGCCGAAUUCGAGCGCAUCCAAAACCGGCUGCCGAUGGAACCGCUCAGCAUGAAGCGGUACGAGCUACCACCGCCACCGGCCGGCAAGAUGAACGAAGUGUCGGCCUGGAGCGAAAGUGUGGACAAUUCGAUGGCCCAGCUGGAGCAUCAAGCGGUGCGUGCUAUGAACCUCGAGCUGAUGGCCGAGUAUGGGUGCGAGAUGUGGAAAUCCUACCUCGAAACGUUGGUCACCAUGCAGGCCAAGUGUCAGGCCCGGCUGGCGGAGGUAAAGAAGGAGAUACAGGACGUGAACUGGGCGCGCAAGACGAAACAAACGCAGGGCGGCGAGAAGCUGCGCACGCUGGAAGCGCAGUGGGUGAUGCUGGUGUCGAAGAACUACGAGAUCGAGCAGGCUUGCGCCAAGCUGGAGGAACAAAUCUACCACAAAAAGCAGCAAUCGAGCGCACUGCGAGCGGAGGGUAGGGCUGAAUGAGCUGGUGAACACUUAUUGGUGGAACGAUUAAGCAUAAGAAUUGUAAUAUUAUUUUAGUUUUCUCAAUUAAAACGCUUCAUACUUCAA
Molecule: messenger RNA, 849 nt
Organism: Anopheles merus
Lineage: Eukaryota; Metazoa; Arthropoda; Insecta; Diptera; Culicidae
Gene: BCAS2
Product: pre-mRNA-splicing factor SPF27
Exons: 2
Coding region: 109-762 (217 amino acids)
Biological process (GO): mRNA processing
Cellular component (GO): Prp19 complex; catalytic step 2 spliceosome; precatalytic spliceosome
Source: RefSeq, a predicted model, not a curated record